Molecule: messenger RNA, 807 nt
Organism: Neopsephotus bourkii (Bourke's parrot)
Lineage: Eukaryota; Metazoa; Chordata; Aves; Psittaciformes; Psittacidae
Product: junctophilin-3-like
Exons: 1
Biological process (GO): regulation of synaptic plasticity
Cellular component (GO): junctional membrane complex; plasma membrane; endoplasmic reticulum membrane
Source: RefSeq, a predicted model, not a curated record
UUUUUUUUUUUUCUUUUUUUUUUUUUUUUCCAUUUUUUUUCCUUCCCCACCCCCGUUCCCUGUCGUGGAUGGUUUUUAGGUGGAGUCGUUUGCACCAAAACCCAAUAGCUGCUGCUGUUCUUGCUGUGAUUUUUUUUUUUUUUUUUUUAUAAUGAUACUGUUUCCACAGCAGGGGAAGAGAGAACUGAUCCUGAACGUCCUCCCAGAGAAUGAAUAAUCACAAGAAACUGGAUUAAGCAGCUCCCUUGGAUCUGGUGCAUGACUGGGAUUGAUUUGAUUUUAAAAUUAUUUUUUUUCCCAAGUCAUCAUUCACAUUUUAUUUUCUGCAUUUUUUAAUUAUUUUUUUCCUUUUUUUUUUCACCUUUUGGGGGAUUUGCAAACCGAAUUACAUGCAUGUCCAGUGGGGGAAGGUUCAAUUUUGACGAUGGAGGGUCAUACUGUGGAGGCUGGGAGGAUGGAAAGGCUCAUGGCCACGGAAUCUGUACUGGCCCAAAGGGUCAAGGUGAAUAUUCAGGGUCCUGGAGUCACGGCUUUGAGGUGCUGGGGGUCUACACUUGGCCCAGUGGCAACACUUACCAGGGCACCUGGGCGCAGGGCAAGCGCCAUGGCAUUGGCAUGGAGAGCAAGGGAAAGUGGGUGUACAAAGGAGAGUGGACCCAUGGAUUUAAGGGACGGUAUGGGGUUCGAGAAUGCACUGGAAAUGGGGCCAAGUAUGAAGGCACCUGGAGCAAUGGAUUACAGGAUGGAUAUGGGACAGAGACCUACUCGGAUGGAGGUAGGUGCUGCAUUGAUGCCUUCCUGGCUGGG